This is a messenger RNA of Linum tenue, 4399 nucleotides long. The record is from the annotation of a GenBank genome assembly. Lineage: Eukaryota; Viridiplantae; Streptophyta; Magnoliopsida; Malpighiales; Linaceae.
CUCUCUCUCAUCCCACAAUGGCAAAAGUGGAAAACAGCCCCAGAGAGCCUCCCUCUACUCUCCCCUGAAAAGUGGUUACAGCGAGAAAGAAAAUGACGUGCAAUUUAGAGAGAGAGAGAUUGCGACCUUUGAUGAUGGAUGUUGUUGGCUUUCAGCGGAGAAGCAACUCGUGGGAGGUGGUAGCCAUUCCCUUUUGUUGUUUCCUUCGUUUUUUCUUUCUCCCUUCAUUGUAAAGCUUUCAACUUUCCUAAUUGCGGGGUCAUAAUGAUGAACAAUUGGAUUCCUAAAUAAACUUCUCAUACGCUACUCCUUACUCUGCUACUGUUCUUUUCCUCCCUCCCCGCGCCUUUGAUCCGACCGCCAGCCACAAAAGCGAGACGAAAGGGUAAAAGAAAGUGCUCGAAAAUGGGGUUCGUGGGUGGGCCGGUAGCUGGAGAUAAGAAUUUUGGCCCCUCUCUGCCUCCUCCAUUUUUUCUCAUCUUUUUCGUUGUCAAAAAGAUACCCACUUUUUUGAGUUUUUUUUCCCACCCACCAAGCAACCGGAAGCUCCCCUGUUUUGCUUUCCCUUUCUUUUCUUCUGGGCUUAGUGGGAAUUAGGUUCUCUCUCUCUCUGUUUUUCCCCCAUUUUUGGUCGAGCGUUUUUUUUUGCUUCGGGAGAGAAUCGAAGUUCGUUAACGUUUGGGAGAAGCAAUUUCAGUUUGCAGAUCAAAACAAAAUACCCAAAACGGCCGACUGGCGAAUUUUUUUUUUUUGGUUUGGUUGCUUGCAUGGUCAGUUUCGGAUCAAUUUUUUUGUUUGUUUGAGUGGUCUCCUACCUGGGUUUGUUGUUUUAGGUUUUAGCGAUCCUCACAAGGUGGGAAAGUUUAUAUCUUUAGAAUCGCUUCAGCCAAUCCACCAGCCGACAGCCUGCGUUCUUUGAUCUUCACGGGUUUUGUUUUGAGGUAAGAGAUGAAAUUAAGUCUACUCCUGAAUUGCUUGUCCUUUCUUCAACCCAUUUUCCCGCUCUUCUAAUUUCUUCUUUUGGCUUGGGAUCAACACCCAGGUGUUUAAGGUUUCCCCCUCGUUCCGAGACAAACUGGGACUGGGUUCUUUGUUCUUGUCGGGGUUGUGGAUUUAAUGGCAUUUUGUAAAGUGAAAAAUCUGCUUAAAAUGCUUGCUUACUAGCUGCGUCCCGGCCUUACAUGUAUUUAUCCACUUCACAAGUAGGUUUAGAGUGGAAACAUAUGGUGGAAGUCCCAAGUUAAUUAAGCAAAACCUAGUGAAUAUAAUUAAGAUAAUCAUCAUGGCAAAGAAAUCUCAAAGACGUCCAGCUAGAAAUGCAAAGCCAGGCUGCAUGUCGGGCCUAAUCAAUAUGUUGGAUUUCCGCCAUGGUCGAACAACUCAGAAGCUGCUCUCAGAUAAAAGGCACGAGAGCAGGCAUGUUAUCGGCCAUGGAGAUGAGGCUAUUAAACAUGACGUGUCCCCGAAUUCUGAUGAAAAGACCUCUGAUGGUGAAGACAAUCUUGUUUUGGCAUCUGAGUUCUGCAAGCCAAGUGUAAAGAAACUCAUAGAAGAAGAUUUGUUAAAUGAGCAAACUUUGAAGAGCCAGAUACAUGGUAAUGAGAUGAAGCCAAAAUCAGAACAAGAGGACCGGCAGCGAAAGAGGAGCAGCAAGAGAACAAAGAGGGGUCGUUCAAAAAGUUGUGAAAUGCAUGUUGAAGAUCUGAAUGCUGCAGGCAUUAGGGGACAUGAACAGCCUUCUCCUCAGAAGUUAGCGAAGCAAUCUAGUAACAGUCUUGAUGUAGGUGAAAUAAUAGAGGAGUUCUGCCAUCAGCUCCAGCAGAAAGGUAGUAGUUGCAUAAAGCAUGGCGAGGACUGUGAAUUCCAUCAUCCAAAACAGAGUAACAUCAGUUUUGAAGAGAGAUUGGGCGAGGCCCUUAAGGUUUUUGUCAGACGGAAGCAUCUAAUUGAAGAGGAGAAUGACCCCAGCUCCAAAGAACUCACAGAUGCUCUUCACAUUUUGUGCUCAGAUGAGGAAUUGGCUUCUAGACUCUUACUUGGUCAGAAGUCAAUGAUAGUGAAGCAAUUGGAGAAAGCAUUGAUUUCCCAAGUAGAAAUUGACGAUUCAAAGUCGCUGGUAGGAAGUAGUACUAUGGAAGAAGCGCAGGAACCUGUACCCAGAAAGCAUCGGAGAUUCUUCAGGCGAAGUAAAUCCCUUGCAAACUUAUCUUCUGGGGAAAAUGAUGCCUUUCAUGCAUCAAACAGGAUUGUCAUAUUGAAGCCUGGACCUAAUAAAGACAUUCCUGGCUCAUUGAGGCAGUCUCAACUGACUACCGAAGACAAGUUGCCAAAUGAAAGGGGAAGUUCCCAUUUUUCUCUGACUGAAAUCAAAAGACGCUUGAGAAAUGCUAUGGCGAAAGAGACAAGGAAUGCCUCAACUGUUAAGAGAUACUCCAAUGAGGUGUGGACCGCAGGAGAUGGUGACAGAAGAACAUCCAAAGAGAACACUGGAAAAAGUCGUCCAGGUAAAGAGCACUUCUUUAUAGAAAAAGUCGCGAGACUCCCUCCAACGAGUCCCAAAAAGUCGAAAGAACCUGAACAAAGUGUGCAAGAUGAAGAUGGUAAACCUAUUAAACAGAGUGUAUCAGAUAUAUAUUUAGAGGCUAAGAAACAUCUUUCGGAGAUGCUGAUAACUGGGACUGGGGAUGUGGACUUCCCAAGCAGACAAUUCUCCAAACCGCUAGGGAGGAUCUUGUCAUUUCCAGAGUACAAGUGUUCUCCUUUUGGCAGUCCUGCAAGAGAUUCGGAGACGACACAAAUGAGAUUGCCAAACAUUGACUCGUUAGGUAGACGGGAAAGCAAUAUCGGCCAUCUAGGUAAAAAAUCACUGAGCUCAGAUGUACCUUCAUCUGAUAUUGAAGCACAAGCUCCUUUGGACCAAACUUCAAGUUCCCCGAAUGAACUUGUUCAUGUUGCUGAAGUGGAAAAAUCUGUUAGUUCCAUGCAAGAUGAGAUGAUGACUCAGGGAUAUGUGGAGAUUGAAGAGGCCUCUGAGAUUAUUAUUGCCCCAGAAGAGGGUGAUGCGGCCGAUAACCUUUCUGAAACAAGUAGCUGUUCUGUCAUCAUCGAUGACCAAAAUGGCGUUGACUCCUCUGAAGUUGGACAUGAGAAAACUAAUGCUGAGCCCUUGGAGCAUGUAAGUUCUCCAUUGGAUUCUCCAUCAAACCAGAAGCAUGAUGAUCUGGAAGCUACCGAUGUGCAAGACCAACCAAUUGAACUACCAUUGCAACCACUAAGGAUUGAAUUUGAGGAGCAAGGGUCUUCAUCUGGGGAUCGAGGUACACCUUCAAAAACCACGGAUCAUGAGGACUCCAUGCUCGAGUACAUAAAGGAUGUACUGCUAGCCUCUGGCUUAAACUGGGAGGAGUUCUACUUGAUGUCCGACUCUUCCGACCAGAUUCUCGACCAAUCUAGUUGUCACGAGUUCGAGUUCUGCCCUAACCAGCUUUGCCAUGACAAGCAGCUUCUCUUCAAUUGCAUCGACGAGGUUCUAAUGGAGAUAUACGAUUGCUAUUUCGGUUCAUCUCCAGGAUUAUCUUUAGGGAACCCUGCAACCAUCCGUCCUAUCCCGGACAUGAACCACACCAUUGACGAGGUGCAUGAAAGACUACAUUGGCACCUUCUUCCCUUGCCAUCGCCGCUUACUCUGGAUCAGGUUGUGAAGAAAGACAUGGCCAAAAACGGUUCUUGGAUGGACCUUCGGCGUGAUUCAGAAACUACCCUCGUCGACAUUUGUGAAGCCGUCUUCGAACAUCUGAUUGAGGAAACAGCAGUUUGCCUUUCCGGUUCAGAAAGUGUCAGUCUCCACGUUCGAGUUACUUCAGAGGAAAGUGACAGCAGCAGCAUAUGCUUGUAGAAAAGAAACUUGUGCUUGUGUAUACAGUUAUCUUACCUCGCUAUCUUUUUCUCUAACUUGGCCUUUGACAGACAUAAGAGCAUAUCACGUAAUCACCUGCGAACGAUCACGAUCUGAUUGUUGUUUCGCGAGGGGAAAGGAAGUUUGCAAGCUGAGGGUGGCUUUGCACGCUUUCCUGCAAGUAGUUUUGAUUGUAGAACUGAGUUAGUAGUGGUAAGCUCGGUGUUGGUGUGUGUGGUUUCAGAGUUCUCUUCUUCUUGCAUUUACAGGCAGUGGAGUUAUGUUUUGUAACAUUGAGAUGUGUAUUCUUAUUCUUAUGGAGGGAUGAGAAAUGAAUAAAACAGGAGAUUGAGAGUUUUCCUACUCAUUUCCAUCAGCCAUGCUUGUCUGUUUCAGUUCAGUUUACAGUUUGACCACUUGGUUACAGUAGAGAGGGGGCAGUGUACAAGUGCAACAAUGGACAACAGUGAUAUUAAUAUUAAAGUUUGAAUCUUUUUUCCUCCC